This is a messenger RNA of Cercospora beticola, 2981 nucleotides long. RefSeq lists its product as uncharacterized. The record is from RefSeq and is a predicted model, not a curated record. Lineage: Eukaryota; Fungi; Ascomycota; Dothideomycetes; Mycosphaerellales; Mycosphaerellaceae.
GGAUCGCUUCUCCUGCUGGUCAGGAACAACCAUGGCCGCUGCUGCCAUUGUUGCUGAGCCUCCCUGGCCCGUCCCUACAGCAGCAAUCAUAAACAAUAUUCGCCAACGAAAUCACCACCGCCACCCUUCCGCGCCGCACCACGACACUCCGCUGUCCGCUGCCGGCUUCGACGUCGACGAUAAUUAUUAUUCCUCCCACCACCACGACUGGGCCUACGAUCAGGAUCACGAUGCUUUUCGCGCCGUAAUCCCAUCUGAGACCAAAGUGCAACGCCGAACCCUUCGAAAUAACAGUCACCGCAAUUCUCUACGCACACCACCGCGCCGGUCGUCGCAUGGGAGUGGAGUGGGAAUAGCGCUGCCCAGGAGCGUCGCGGUGCCGAAAGGCAGGGUUCAUCGGAGUGUCAGCCUGCCAGGUGUGGGUGAUAAGACCAUGGCCAGCAUCACAGUAGAAAGCAUCGCCGAGGAAAGCGUGCCAAGUUCUCCGCCGGAACUGAGUUAUUCGAAGUCGUCGAAGAGUAGUUCUUCCCUCACUUCAGAUGACGAACUAUGUGUUAGUGGUCAAGAGGGCGGUCUGUCCAAGCACGGGCACUUUGAAGAAGUGGUGCUGGAAGAAGAAGGUGGCAGUGAUGACAGGGAGGACAGCAAUCUCCCGCCGGAUUCCAGACCAACACUGCGCCGCCCACCUCCCAAAUCCCUGACCACGGGCGCGGUAGCACGCAGACGCAGUGGAACAGGAACAAGCCCACCUCCGCGGCCAUUGACGAAUGGCGUCCGACAAGCCAGAUAUCCAUCUCUGCAAGGCGCUGUGAGUGGUGCCUUGCGAGAUCAGAGCCUCAACCUACCUCACGGGCGGAGCAUGCAACGCGCUGUCUCUAGUCCAACUUUGACGCACAUGCACCAUCAAGCUCAGCGCUUCCCUUCGCGCUCGCCCAGUCCGAACAAACCGUACGCGCAGAAUGGUCAAUGCAGCUCACCGCAAACCAUAGCCGGCUCGACACCGAAGGCAUCCUACGAGUCUCAAGGUUCGGCCUCGCGGCGACCAUCGUGGCAGCCGAGCAGAAAGAGCACGAAGGAGCUCGAGGCAGAAUACAACGACGAGGACGAAGACGUCCCCGAGGACGCCAUUUUGGAGAACGUGCCUAUAUCACCACUGCCAGGUCACUACACGGUACCGCUCUCGCCGAACCCAUUGCCAAGCGGCCACCGAUCUACGACACCUAGUCCGAAUCGAAGACCAGGGCCACACGCGAAUAUGCACUCUGCAAACAUACCCAAGGGCGCAAAACGUCCCAAUGGGAUGCCUCGAUCGCCGAAGUACCCACACCGCCCCAAGAUACCGCACGCGAAUACCGUGGCAGCCAUUCCGAUGGAUCCGCGAAGCCGACAAUUUAGAAGCAAGUCGUGGACGGAGGAUCUGAACUACGAAGCUCGGGAGCUGUCGCAGAAGCUGGAAGAAUAUGCUGAGCGUCUGUCGCAAGAAAAGAGGAGCGCAUCAAAUUCAGGGACAAACAGCGCCGCGAGCAGCCCACCACGAUCGAGCUGGUCGAAGCCAGCGGGAACGGGAUCGAGCCUCCCCAGCGUUCCAAGUGGACUGCCCCCUUUGCAGAAAGGAAACAUCAUGAUUGACCCCUUACCCAUCAGCAAGGAGAAGGAGGCCGUUCUCAGCAGAACACGGCCGUCAUGGUUGCCUCCUAAGGAUCCGCAAGAAGAGAAGAAACAUCUGAAGGAAUUUCAACAGAUGAUGGCCAGAGCUGCAGAGGCAGAGAAAAAGCGCGCCUUGAAAGAGCAAAGUAAUCGCGAAGGCAAAGAAGAGAUGCAAGGCAGUAUUGCACGAAUAUGGGAGCAACACGUCCUGCCUAACUGGGACGCGGUGGUCAAAGAACCACGAACUAGAGAACUCUGGUGGAGAGGCGUCACACCAAGCGCGAGAGGAGAGGUCUGGUCCAAGGCCAUUGGGAACGAGCUCGAGCUCUCGAGUGCUUCCUUUGAGGCUGCUCUUGCGAGAGCACACGCGCUCGAAGCGAAGAUUGCGGAUAUGAAUGAAGAAGAAAAGGCCGAUUCGAAAGAGGCUGCCUGGAUGGACGCUAUCGCCCGAGACGUGCCCAACACGUUCCCGGAACUCAAGGUGUACCAAGAUUCACGUGGGACUCUGUAUCAGAGUCUGUCCGAUGUCCUGAAAGCGUAUACGAUGUACCGCAGCGAUGUGGGCUACGUGUACGGAACGCACCUCGUGGCCGGCAUCGUGUGUCUGCAACUCCCGGCCGCGGAAGCAUUCGUGCUACUGGCCAAUAUGCUCAACCGACCUCUUCCACUGGCUUUCCUGGUCCACGAUCAGCCGGCCAUGGGAAGAGCCUACGAGCUCACACUGCAAACGCUCAAAUAUAAAUACGCUCGCCUCCACGACCACCUCACUUCACCACAAUUGGACAUCAGACCGGAAGAAUAUCUCGACCCUAUGUAUCGCUGUCUCUUCGCCUACAAUCUCUCCGCCGAGCACGUAUCCCGCAUCUGGGAUAUCUUUGUUUUCGAAGGUGAUCGGGCGCUGGUUCGUGCCGCGGUCGCCGUUCUGGCGCAGCUGGAGAGCAAGCUUUAUGGAUCGAGAGAGGAAGUGUUGCAGCAAAUUGGGUGGAUGAACCUGGAAAGAUGGCCUGUCGCGGCUGGAGAUGGCUUUAUCGAAGCUAUGCGCGAGGCUGGAAAAGUUGAUCGGAGGGGAAGCGCUUAGAGAGCUGCUAGUACUGAUGCAAGAGACGGGAAGCGAAUUCGAAGCGGAAAGAAUCGCUAUGGGAGUUUUGUAUGGAGACGAAGGCAUCGCAAUCUGAUGAAAGCGAAUCUCCGGCCUCCGGGCGCUCUAUCUGACGAGGAUGAAGCUGCCCGUUGCGAUCCCGGAGCAUCUUCUCUUCUGGCGGAAGGUAAUACGCAUUUCCGGUCCCCCGGAAUCUCGCGCCCUCCCGUGGUCAGCGCUUCUGCGAGUAGAAAGA